CGUGCGACAGCACAGCCAGGGCUCCACAGGCGGCGGCGGCGGCAGGCAGACAGAGAUGGCUGCGCCCACGGAGCGGUGCCGCGGCGGUGGAGGAGGAGGAGGGUUUGCCGGUUGUCCGCGGACGGUGACGCCUUGGUGGCGGCUCGCGGUGGUCCUGUUCUCCGUGUCCUCCAUGCCGACGGUCACCGCUUUGGUGGAGGGUCUGUACUGCGGCACCGAGGUCUGCUACGAUGUGCUCGGCGUCGCCCGGGAGGCCGCCAAGGUGGAGAUCGCCCGGGCUUACCGACAGCUGGCCCGCCGGUACCACCCAGACCGGUUCAGGCCGGGAGACCCCGGCUCUGAGGGAGAGACCCGGGAGUCAGCCCAGAAGAAGUUCCUGCUAGUCGCGACCGCAUACGAGACGUUAAAGGAUGAGGACACUCGGCGGGACUACGACUACAUGCUGGACCAUCCUGAGGAGUACUACCAGCACUACUACACCUACUACCGUCGACAGCUCACCCCCAAGGUGGACGUCAGAAUCGUCAUCUUGAUCACCAUCUGUGCCAUCUCCAUCUUCCAGUACUAUAGCUGGCACAGCAGCUACAACGAGGCCAUUAACUACCUAGUGACGGUCCCCAAGUACCGAAUCCAGGCCACGGAGAUCGCCAAGCAGCAGGGCCUCCUAAACCGUACCAAGGAGAAGGGCAAGAACCGCCGCUCCAAAGAGGAGAUCCGGGAGCAGGAGGAGGAGGUGAUCCGUGAUAUCAUCAAAAACAAGAUCGACAUCAAAGGGGGCUACCAGAAGCCCAACCUGUCGGACAUCCUGCUGUGUCAGGUCGUGCUCUUCCCCUACUACCUGACCAACUACGUGGUCUGGUAUGUCUCCUGGGUUUACCGCUUCACCAUCUGCAGGGAGGAGUACGGAGACGAGGAGAGGCUCUACAUCAUCAGGAGGUACAUGAAGAUGUCUCAGUCUCAGUUUGACAGUCUGGAUGAAAACACCAAACAGUCCUUCCUGGAAAAACAGCUCUGGAUCAAAGAAAACUACGAGGUGUACAGAAAGGAGCAGGAGGAGGAGAUGAAGGUAAAGAUGGCAACUGACCCAAGGAUGAAGAGGUACCGCCGCUGGAUGAGGAACGAGGGACCGGGCCGGCUGACGUUCAUCGACGACUGACAGACGUGAACUCCGUCUGUAACACGCACACCUGCCUCAGUGCCAACAUACACGGACAACACACGCCGUGCUGUGUGGAGACAUACCUGUACAGAAAGAUGAACUAUGCCUGAGUAUACACAGAGAGAUAUUUUCAUAGCGAUCAGCCCUCAUAAAGGCGAUGACUAAGUGGAAUAAACUGUAAGCUGAAGCUACAGAUUUUUGAGUCUUUUUUUUUUUUUACAUCAUGCUAUUUGUUUUUCAAACCAAGUCCAUUUGAUUUUUAAUAAGCAUUAAUGAAAAUUAUAUAUUUGUUCCUGUAAUGUUCUCCUGCUGUCUUUUUUUCCCUCUCCUGCUGGUAAAAACAGAUGAAUGAAUUAAUGAGUUUUGGUAAAAUUUACAGCCUAGAAACCAGAAGGCUACCGCUUUGACCCUUGCAACAGCCAACAAUACUGUCAGAGUGUAUCAGAUCACCACCUACUUACUGUGUGCUGCUCCAGAGAGUCAGUUAAAAAGUCUAUUUGCAUUUAGUGCUUUAAUAAUGAAUAAACCAGGGCCAGAGGGUUUUCUACCCUCCCUUUCUUUCCCCGUCAGAUGAGAAGAGGGAUAUCAGUUUUAAUUCCUGUGUGUUUAACCUGGAACCAGGGGGAACUGUUAGCCUAGCUUAAUUGUAAGAAAGAAAAUCCACCUUCCAACAAGUCCAAAUCAGUCUGGUUUACAUGUUGUAUCUUGUUUAUUGAACAGGUGUAGAAAUAAAAAUGUAACUAAAGACAUUUAGUCACUAGCUUGCUAGCUAACAAGACAGAAGAAGGAUGUGGUGAAGAGAUGAAACUGAUAUCUGUCGUCUUAAAUGACUUUGGGGAAGACAACAAACAGUAGGUCCUUUUCUUGACCAGAAGAACAUGUAAGUUCUUACAGAAAAGAUGAAAUCAAACUGAAGAUGCAAACUGGUUGGUACAUAAUAGAUGAUAGAUGGUUUAAACUGAUGAUUUGCUCCAGGGUUUUCUCUCUUCUGAUCUAUGUUGGUGAAGCUUUUGUAUCAAACAAAAAAAAAAAAUUGCAGAAGCAAACAAUUCAAAUGUUUUGCCUUGUUGCGUAAAUGGAAGCCAGAGUCACCGCUGCAAGUAUCUGUAAAUUGUGCAGCGGCAGAUGUUUGUCACACAGGGAGUUUGUUAUUGUGGCUUCCGCUGUCACUUCAGAUGUUCAGCGACUACUUACUGCAUUUUAAAUAACUUGGUUUCACUUAUUAUUUAUUGUUUUCACUGGUCUUUUUGUUCACAUUUUGGUGUUGAGGCAGCAUUAAAAUCACACUGUAACUACAAACUCAUACUGUCAUUGAACACAACAAAAUAGUUUUUUUUAAUGAAUACAUUUUCUACUAAGCUUGUUUCAGCAGGUCAUUUGACCCUUUCCUAAACCUGUCCUCUGAACAGCGAUUGUACAAUCUUUGCCUAGCAGCCAGAACUAUCCAUGACCAGUCUGUCAAGUUUUGGAUUUGGACGUGCAGCUACGCCUCAUUCUUUUAGUAAUAUAUCAUCUAUGAAGCCAUUAAGUGACUACGUAAGGCCUUUGUUUAAAAUGAAUUAGCUGGAAACAUAAGGGCAGCAGGAGACAGCGAUUUCAACCAACUAAAAGGAGCUAAUGUUAGCUUAAUUGGCUAGCCUUUAAAAUCGAUGGUCGCCCUCUAGAAUCGAGAAGCUGCAUUUGUCUACCUCAGUCAUUUUUAAACCCAUAGGUUCUUGAUUUCAGAUGAAGAAUUUCAAACAAAGUGCUAAAUCUGUAUGAGAAUGGAAAGUUUAACAGGUAACAGUCAAUUUAUUAAAAUUAAAGACGUAUGAUGGAUCUCAACCAUAUCAUUGCCUUAAAGCCAUCAGUAUGGUUCAAAGUAGUUAUGUCAUCUGGUUGCACCCUCUUCUUCUGCAAAGGUUUAAUGGCACACGAUAAUUAAUGCUACAAACUGUUAAUCGCAAUGCGACUUAAAAGUCAGUUAUUUGGAUUAAAAUAGAAAAGGCAGAUUAUAAUAGAGAGGGGCAGGAGCGUGGAUCAGACAAAUGGAGAUAAUGUACACUUUUGGACAGUCUCCUCAAAGGCAUUCAUGCUGUUACACAAAAGAAUUAGCUAUGUGAAGAAUGAAAAAA
This is a messenger RNA of Micropterus salmoides (largemouth bass), 3273 nucleotides long. RefSeq names its product DnaJ (Hsp40) homolog, subfamily C, member 25 (gene dnajc25). Gene Ontology annotation, cellular component: endoplasmic reticulum membrane. NCBI's taxonomy places the organism in Eukaryota, Metazoa, Chordata, Actinopteri, Centrarchiformes, Centrarchidae. The record is from RefSeq and is a predicted model, not a curated record. Gene Ontology annotation, biological process: protein folding. The coding region runs from base 56 to 1156 and encodes 366 amino acids. The transcript has 5 exons.